AUGCCAUCGAAGCGUCUCGGUAGCCACACUUUAUGCAUUAGUGGGCAUUCACCAAGGCAGACCCAACCAGACCUGGACUUCGACAGCCCGCUGCAACUCUCGGACGGACCAUCGUUCGACUCGGGUCCUCUUCUUGCCUCUGAAGUCGUCUUUCCGGGAACUAAUCUUGGUAUCAACCCAAACAAAACAGAGGUCAUUCAAACAGCGUUUAUACGACGUGAUCCAGCAGCUCAGCUGCACAUUGACAACGCCUCGUUGUCUAACGUUAACACAUUCAUCUACCUCGGCAGUGUCAUAUCCGAUAAUGGACACAUCGAUGAAGACAUCCUCAGGCGGAUAAUCCUCGCCUCCACUUCCUUCGGGUGUCUCUGCCUCCGGGUCUUCUUUAAUCGCAAUAUCCGACUCACCACAAAAUAUGAAAAAGACUAUCAUCUCUGGAUUGUGACUUCAAAAUCUUCAUCUAUCUAUCUAUCUAUCUAUCUAUCUAUCUAUCUAUCUGUCUGUUCUUCUUAUCUAUCUAUCUAUCUAUCUAUCUAUCUAUCUAUCUAUCUAUCUAUCUCUCUAAGGUUUUUCUUAUCUAUCUAUUUAUCUAUCUAUCUAUCAAAGGUUCUUCUUAUCUAUCUAUCCAUCUAUCUCUCUAUCCAAGGUUCUUCGUUAUCUAUCUAUCUAUCUAUCUAUCUAUCUAUCUAUCUAUCAGACUGUUCAUAUCUCAUCUAUCAUAUCUAUCUAUCUAUCUCUAUCUAUCUAUCUAUCUAUCUCAUUCGGUUCGUAUCUAUAUGA
Molecule: messenger RNA, 780 nt
Organism: Acanthosepion pharaonis
Lineage: Eukaryota; Metazoa; Mollusca; Cephalopoda; Sepiida; Sepiidae
Source: the annotation of a GenBank genome assembly